UUAAAAACGGAAUGCGUUACAAAAUGGUCGUCGCUUGUUAACAAAACUUCAAAACAGAAACGCGCAAGGAUACGUUUUAGUUUAAAAUAAAAGAUUAAGAAAAAUUAAUAUUAAUAUUUGAUGUUGAUACAAGGAUUAAAAAAAAAGAAAAUUAAAAAAUAUAAAUAUAUUUUCAGAAGUGCUAAGUAAAUAUUUAUAUAAAAAAUAAUAUAAAAAGUGAAAAAGAAAUUUUGUGCAUUUAUUUAUAUAAUUAAAAUAAAAUAAUAAAAAAGUAAUAUCAAACAAAAUUUAGGGCUUUUAUCAACUUUAUAAUUUAAGCCAUUAUUUUUGUUGUUGUUGAUUUGAGUGGCGCUAAUAGGAUUUAUUACUAUGGGAAUAAUUAAACACAUCAAAGUUUAUUUAUUUCGCCCAAAUUAACUACAAAGAAAAAAACGGAUAUAAAAAAAUAAAUAAAAUAAAAAUCUUGCUUAAAAUGGCACCUGGUCACAGGCAGACAGGCGAGGUUGCACAAUAAUAGCAAUUUCCUUUAAAUAAAGAAAUGCCAAGGAAAAUUGUUAUUUAGACCAGAAAUAUUUAAACUAGAAGGCGUUAACAAUGAAAAAUAUUUCAAGCAAAUAAAUUGACUAAACGAAUACAGAAAUAAACAAGAAAAUGAAGCUAUGGAAUAUAUAAAGUGAAAUUAACAAGAAAAUGAAUUACUUAACAAAAGAAAAAAUAUCAAUUUAAAGGUUAAAUAAAAAAAUAUCAUAAUAUAAUACUGAAACAAACUUAGUAAAAGAGCUUAUAAAAUAAAGAAGUCAGCUUUAAAAUUACAAAUAUAAAAAUAUUAUUAUUUUAAAUUAAACGAAAAAAGUGUUGAGUUUGCAAAGAACAGCUUGAUAUUAUUGUUUGUCAUAAAAGUAAAAGUUGACAAUAUCCUGUAUACAAAAGAAACAAAACAUUACAUGAUAUUAAAACGUUUAAACUUUUAACGUAUCAAUUUGUAAAUUUUACGCACAAUAGUAUAAAUAUCUGAUUGUGGCUGUUGUAAUAAAGAAACACACGCAUACAGUGACAAAAACAUCAUACAAAAGAAAUUUAUUACAAAAAAAUAAAAAAGUGAAACUGAUAAAGUAUCUAUACAUUUCAAAUGGCAUAUCAAAUGAAGGCAACAAGAGAUAUCUAACAGAAGAAAAAUACAUAUAACCAGCACUGACAUACAAAUAUAUACACCGCCUCCGAUACAUGCAUAUGAUUAAAAGAAAAUAAAGGAUAAAAAUCCAAAAUAUACAUAACACCUACAAGCUGAUGUAAAAAUACAAGUAUUCAGAGAAAAAUACAUAUAAACAAAUAUACAUACAUAUCUACAAACAUUGUUACAUAUGUAUGUAUAAACAAACACCUGCAAGUCAACUUUACAUACAUAUAUUGAUACAAAUUUGUUAAAAAAGAACACAACUACAAUAAAAAUAUAUACACAAAUUCAGCAGAAACCAAGAUAUUGUAGAAAAACAGAACAAAAGGAAAAAGGAUUAUGCUAUGAAAAUGAAUCUCGCAUUUGAUACACGCAUUUUCAUACUUAUUUGUUGUUUGCUUCAAGGUUUAGCAGGCUUACGUCUCAUCAAAGUUUCAAUACCCGCCUAUAAACUAAGGGGAGAAUCAGCAUUUCUUGAGUGCCAGUAUGAGCUAAAUAAGUCGAGAGGGACGAUCGGUGGAACACAAAGUAGAAGUAGGCACAAUUAUAACAAUCACCAUCACUAUCAGCGUGGCGGUGGAGCGACAAACAUGAAUUAUGUGGAUAAUAAUGACUCACAGGGUGAAGAUGAGGUGACAGCUUAUAGGCGUAUGCGUACGCAACAACAAAUGCAGCAACAGCCUUAUCGAAGGCAACCCUAUUAUCAGCCUCUAGUGCAAGCAUAUCAAGGACAAAGGCAGGGCGGAAGUGGCAGUAGUAGUAGUAGCAGCAUAGGCAGUGCAAGUGGGAGCAUAACAACACAUACAGGCACUUAUUAUCAGCAACAAUAUCCUUAUCACUCACAACAACAACAGCAAUCAUACUAUACGCAACAAUAUGAGCAACCUGAAUAUCAACAGCACACACCACCGCCCUCACCUUACGGUCAUAGCAUCUACCGGGGAAGAACACAAACAUCAUCAUCUUCCUCCUCUUUGUCUUCCUCUUCUAUUUACCACAACAAAUAUGGCGGAGGUGUUGGUGGCGGUCAUGUUGGUGCCAGCACACAUACUGGCAAAACUUAUAUAAGUUCUAGUGGUGUCAUUGGAGGCACCAGUAGUUUUGCCCAUCAUCCUGCACGUGGCGAUGAUAGUAAUGCCGAAAGCCAUGAAAAAGACCAUGCGGAUGAUGUAGAUGAUAAUACGAAUGAAGAUGAUGAGACUGACAGUGAGGGCGUAUUCGAUAGAGACCAUGACGUUGAAGAAGAAGGCGAAGAUUUAUAUGCCAUUAAAUGGUACAAGGAUAAUGAAGAAUUCUAUCGUUAUGUGCCAAAAGCAAAUCCACCAAAAACCAGUUACAGAGUCGAUGGUGUAAGAGUUAUUGAGGAACACUCUGACAGUACAAGAGUUUUAUUACGUGGACUUACUAUAAAUUCAACAGGAUUAUAUCGCUGCGAAGUAUCAGCUGAAGCACCAAACUUUUCAUCCGUUCAAGGUGAAGGUCGAAUGGAUAUUGUGUAUCUACCACGUGAUGGCCCACAUAUCAAAGGACAACAAUUUCAAUAUCAAAUUGGUGAAACAUUAAAUUUAAAUUGUUCUUCAGGGAAAUCUCAUCCAGCAUCACAUUUACAAUGGUUUAUCAACGACCAAGCGGUUGUUGAUGGUCAUUACUUAGUACGUUACAAUGACACUGUACACCGUCAUGGCCUCAUAACGUCAACGUUAGGUCUGGAAAUGACAGUUGAUGCUCGUCAUUUUAACAAUGGUGCCAUGCGCGUCAAAUGUCUUGCAAGCAUAUCACCGGUCUUAUGGAAGGGUGGCAAGGAGAGCGUACUGCAACGAAGACCCGGCAUAAUUGAUAAUCGAGAAGCAAUGCUUUUGGUUCGGAGUUCUUCCUCAAGUUUGCAUCACUAUCGUCAAUAUAACAAUAUAUUAAAUACUUUAGCACAAUUACGAGUUUUAACUAUAACAGCAAUACUAAUGAAACUAUGUCAAUUACUAUUAUUGCACACAGAAUACACUUAAAUUACUUUAACAAAUUACCAACAAAAACAACUACACAUAUAUAGCAAGGAAAUACAUUCACAUAUAAGUAUAUACAAAUAAACAUUUAUAUAUAUUACUGUAGUAAAUAGUUUUAGCAAAUGAAUAGUUAAAUGAAUAAAUGAGCAAAUGUGAGAAAAAAGAUUUUAAAACAUGCAUAUUUUGCACUAAAAUAUACCUAUGUAUAUAUUCUAAACAGGAUGGUUGAAUGAAUAGGAUGCGUGAUUCUAAGUUUUUAUGAAUGAAUGGAAGUUAAGAUAUUUUCCAAUUUUUACUAAUGUAACUACUGGAUAACAUUUGUGUGCAUAAGUGGAUGAAUGAAUGUUUCUUCUACGAAUACUCAUGAAAAUACAUAUAUGUUACAACAUACGUAAAUACAAAACAAUAGUUUUGAAGGACUAUGUGAUUGUAGUUUGUGUAUUUGUAAAAAUCGUACUCACUUAGUUACAUACGUAUCUAUGUACAUGCUUAUGUAUUAUUGUAUGUAUAUACAAAUCUGCUUAUUGCAGUAGACAUAUUAUGUAUAUAUGUAAUUUUUAAAGUUUAUAUAAACAUUUUCGUAAAUUGUAUUA
This is a messenger RNA of Lucilia cuprina (Australian sheep blowfly), 3767 nucleotides long. RefSeq lists its product as uncharacterized. Bases 1519 to 3177 code for a protein of 552 amino acids. The transcript has 7 exons. Lineage: Eukaryota; Metazoa; Arthropoda; Insecta; Diptera; Calliphoridae. The record is from RefSeq and is a predicted model, not a curated record.